AUCAAAAACAUGAAAAAUAAAUUUAUCCAAAAUGCACUUCAGAUUAAUUAAUAAACGAAGCCUUAAAUGUAAACUCUCUUCUAUAAAUUUCCGACCAAAGCAUAAAGCAAAACUAAGAAAAAGAACUUUAUGCUAUUAGCCUUUUGUGGUUUUAUGAUUGGUAAAAUUACGUAGGAUAUAAUGAGCUAUUAUAAGGCGAAAAUCCUCAAAGCUCACGGGAUUUUAACAAAAGGAGACCAAGAAAAAUGAAUAAUUAAUUAUUUAAAGACAAAAACCAGUUAUAACAAUAUCAUAUCAUUCCUAAUGAAAUGUAAGAGAGUAAAUAUAAUAAUAUUUUUUUGAAAGACAAUUUUAGUAUAAAUGAUGUAAAAUUAGUUGAUUUUUAGACAUGGAUAUUUUUUAAGGAAUAAUAUAAAGAUUCAAUAGAAAUCCCUUGUUAGGUUUUAAAAAUAAAAAAUGAAUAUAUACAUGCAGCGGAAUUCGAAAAACCAUAUAUAGGAUUUUUAGAUUAAGAAGUUUUCGAAAAAAUAAAAGAUAAUUAAAAUUAGGAAGAAAAUAUUUAUAAUUUUAAAAGGCUUUAAAUCCCUAAUUGUUUUGACUGGAAACUAAUAGUCGAUUAUAUAAAAAAGCUUUAUUCUUUUUAGAAAAAUAUUAGUUUAGAUAGUAUUUAAAUUCGCGUGUGGAAAAUCGAAUAGGCUAUUCCAUUAAAUUCAGUUAUUAAAAUGUUAAAUAAAAAUAUUUAAGAUGAGAAAUUUAAUGAAACUCCAGGAUAUCUUUACAGAGGUGUUAAUGACGAAAACUGUUAUAGAUAUAUGAAAAAACAUUAUAAAUAUUUAGUUGAGGUUUAAAAUUUGAAUAAGGAUAAGUGGAUUCUGGAAGAAAAUACGAAUUUCAAAUUUUCUAUGAAAAAAGGCUAGAAGGUGACUUUUAUUUGUGAAUUUUGUGAAGAAUAAACUAUUUUAAUAGAAGAAUGUUAAUGUAAAUAAUAUUUUUAUUGUUCAAACGAAUGUAAAUAUAGAGAUAAACCUUUUCAUUCGAAACUUUGCGCAAAUGCCUAUUUUAGUGAAAGUGAUGAAGAAUAUGAUGAUAAAAAAAUUGAAAAAAACACUAAAAAAAAAGGACUUGAGAAUUUGGAAAAUACAUGUUAUUUAAACUCUGCUUUAUAGUGUAUAUUGUCAACUGAUGAAAUAAACAAAUUUUAUUCAUAAAAUGAAUAUAAAGAACAUUUAAAAAAAAUUAAAAAAUACGAAAAAUGA
Molecule: messenger RNA, 1256 nt
Organism: Ichthyophthirius multifiliis
Lineage: Eukaryota; Ciliophora; Oligohymenophorea; Hymenostomatida
Product: ubiquitin carboxyl-terminal hydrolase family protein, putative
Exons: 3
Biological process (GO): protein deubiquitination
Molecular function (GO): cysteine-type deubiquitinase activity
Source: RefSeq, a predicted model, not a curated record